Medicago truncatula (barrel medic) is the source of this 1501-nucleotide messenger RNA. RefSeq names its product GABA transporter 1. The record is from RefSeq and is a predicted model, not a curated record. Lineage: Eukaryota; Viridiplantae; Streptophyta; Magnoliopsida; Fabales; Fabaceae. The coding region runs from base 74 to 1462 and encodes 462 amino acids. The transcript has 7 exons.
CUCUAAUAUUGACAAUAAUCUGUUAGACCCCUCAAAAAAUAUUGUUUGUUAGAGGAUAGACAAUAGAGAAGGGAUGGGUACCCUGCUUCCAAGCUCAACAGCAGAACAUGAAAAAUCAGAGAAACAAAAUAGUUCUUUACAAAUAGAUGAACACCAAAGAGAUGUUGAUGCAGGUGCUCUCUUUGUCCUCAAAUCAAAAGGUUCAUGGGUGCACUGUGGUUACCACUUGACAACAUCAAUUGUGGCUCCACCUCUCCUAAGUCUUCCAUAUGCUUUCACAUUACUUGGAUGGACGGCUGGAAUAUUUUUCUUAGUGAUUGGAGCUAUGGUCACUUUCUAUUCCUACAAUUUAUUAUCUAGGGUUCUUGAACACCAAGCUCAAUUGGGUAAUCGUCAACUACGGUUUAGAGAUAUGGCUCGAGACAUUUUAGGUCCUAGAUGGGGUCGUUAUUUUGUGGGGCCAAUUCAGUUUGCAGUAUGCUAUGGGGCUGUAGUGGCUUGUACUCUUUUAGGUGGUCAAUGCAUGAAGGCAGUUUAUUUGUUGUCAAACCCAAAUGGGUCUAUGAAGCUUUACGAGUUUGUGAUCAUAUUUGGUUGCUUCAUGUUGAUUUUGGCUCAAAUCCCAUCUUUUCACUCAUUGAGACACAUUAAUCUUGUGUCUUUGGUUCUAUGCUUACUCUAUAGUGCUUGUGCUGCUGCUGGUUCUAUAUAUAUUGGAAAUUCAUCAAAAGGACCAGAAAAGAAUUAUUCUUUAAAAGGUGAUACAGAAGAUCGGUUAUUUGGAAUCUUCAAUGCUCUUAGCAUCAUUGCCACAACCUACGGAAAUGGAAUCAUUCCUGAAAUUCAGGCAACGUUAGCACCACCGGUUAAAGGGAAGAUGUUCAAGGGACUAAGUGUUUGUUACACUGUGGUUACCGUCACUUUCUUUAGUGUAGCCAUAUCUGGUUAUUGGGCAUUUGGCAAUGAAUCUGAAGGCCUUAUCUUAAGCAACUUUGUGGACAAUGGGAAGCCAUUAGUGCCUAAGUGGUUUAUUUAUAUGACCAACGUGUUUACUAUAGUACAAUUAUCAGCAGUUGGUGUGGUGUACUUGCAACCUACAAAUGAAGUGUUAGAGCAAACAUUUGGGGACCCAAAAAGCCCUGAGUUCUCCAACCGCAAUGUAAUCCCCAGACUGAUUUCCCGGUCAAUAGCCAUUACUAUUUCAACCCUAAUAGCAGCCAUGCUUCCAUUUUUUGGGGACAUAAACUCACUCAUUGGAGCUUUUGGUUUUAUGCCACUUGACUUUGUUUUACCUGUAAUUUUCUUUAAUUUGACAUUUAAGCCAUCUAAGAGAAGCCUCAUUUUCUGGUUGAAUGUUACUAUUGCUGUGGUUUUCUCUGCAUUGGGAGCUAUUGCAGCAAUUGCAGCCGUUAGACAAAUAAUCCUUGAUGCUAAAAAUUAUCAAUUAUUUGCUAAUAUAUGAUCAUAUAUGCCAUCCUAAGAAGUUUGUCCUAUUCUAUUC